UUGAAUCCACAGUAGCUCCAGAACAUCAAAAACAACAUUUCCCAGAGGGCUUCAGGAGCAGAGCCGUGCCAGGUCUGUGCGCACCUGGGUGUGGCUCACGCACGCGCGCACACACACACACACACACGAUCACGCGCGCGGCGCAAAGUUUAUCCGAGAGUGUUUCUGCCGUCCCUCCUUCUUCUCUUCCUCUCUUCUGCUCUGCCGGAUCUCUUUGUCUGCUCUCCGAGUUGCGUCUCGUUCAUCUCAGCUGUAACUUCCAGGCACAACUUUCCUCUCGUGGAAAAAAAACAUCCAAGACUGUCAAAAUGGCCAGCAAAGGAACCGUGAAAGCCAGCGGAAACUUCAACGCCAGCGCGGAUGCUGAGGUCCUGUACAAGGCCAUGAAGGGUCUCGGGACCGAUGAGGAUGCCAUCUUGCAGCUGUUGACUGCUCGAAGCAACGGCCAGAGGCAGGAGAUCAAGACUACCUACAAAACUCUGUUUGGAAAGGAUCUGAUCAACGACCUGAAGGGAGAGCUGGGUGGUAAAUUUGAGACUCUGAUCGUGGCUCUGAUGACCCCACCCCUCGCUUACGAUGUGACAUGCCUCCGUAAUGCCAUCAAGGGGGCAGGAACAGACGAGAAGGUCCUGGUGGAGAUUCUGGCCUCCAGAACUCCCCAGCAGGUGAAGGACAUCGUCGCUGCUUAUAGACAGGAGUACGAUGAUGACCUGGAGGAGGAUAUUGCAGGUGACACCUCAGGUCACUUCAAGAGACUUCUGGUUAUUCUGCUCCAGGCUAACAGGCAGAGGGGGAUCCAGGAGGGAAAUAUACAGAGCGACGCUGAGGUCCUCUUCAAGGCAGGAGAGCAGAAGUUUGGCACUGAUGAACAAACGUUCGUCACCAUCCUGGGCAACCGGAGCGCAGAACAUCUCAGGAGAGUGUUUGAUGCUUACAUGAAGUUGACUGGAUAUGAGAUGGAGGAAAGCAUAAAGAGGGAAACAUCUGGAUGCUUGAGAGACCUGCUUCUUGCAGUGGUGAAGUGUGCCAGGAGCGUUCCAGCCUAUUUUGCUGAGACUCUGUACUAUUCAAUGAAGGGUGCAGGAACUGAUGAUGACACCCUGAUCAGGGUGAUGGUGACUCGUAGUGAGGUGGACAUGUUGGACAUCAGAUCUGAUUUCAGGAGGUUGUUUGCCCGCUCUCUGCACUCCAUGAUCAAGGGAGAUACCGGUGGCGACUUCCGUAAGGCUUUACUGUUGAUCUGCGGAGGGGAUGAUGCGUAACCGUGUCAACAAGCGCAAUAGGAACCACACCUGAAGUGCCUUUUUUCCUCUGAAGUCUGUUCGCCCACCGAGACGACAGCAACAAGCUAACACAAAGUUCACCAUAACAAAACUUGCUUGUGAGCGAGAGACGGCCCAUCAGGUCCUUUUUUAAACUAUGAUUCCAAUUAAUGUCUUUGAAAGGUAGCUAACAUUUUGUUCACAUGAAUCUACAUUUAAGCAGCUUUCGGUCAACUAAUAUCUUCAAUAUGACUUAGGGCUGGGCGAUAUGGACAAAAUCAAAUUGACCAAAUACCUCGAUAUCGAUAUCAUGACAGUAUUGUAGGACUAUUUGUGUUUCCACAAAAUAUUUACACAGUGAGAUUUUUGAUAAAUAAUCAUCAAUAAUGUGAAUAUAAUGACUAAAUGUUUAAAGGUAAAUAGUAGAACAGCUACAACAGUCUGGUGAGUUCAAAAACAUCAUUUUACUGUAAUAUAGCCUUUAAAACCAGGAGAAGACAAAACUUAUGGCAUAUCACCAUACUACAACAUCCAAAAUCUAAGACGACAUCUAGUCUCAUAUCACGAUAUCGAUAUAAUAUCGAUAUAUUACCUGGCCCUAAUGACUUAUGUGUUAUCAUUCAUUUACAGUAAGAUAUUAGACUACAAUUGUUUUUUGUUUGCACUUUGUACGGCAGAACCAAUAUAUGCAAUAAUAAACAUUUCACUUGAUGAAGUAAACCUUUA
This is a messenger RNA of Thunnus maccoyii (southern bluefin tuna), 1988 nucleotides long. It is a transcript of the gene anxa5b, whose product is annotated as annexin A5b. Lineage: Eukaryota; Metazoa; Chordata; Actinopteri; Scombriformes; Scombridae. The coding region runs from base 309 to 1262 and encodes 317 amino acids. The transcript is spliced from 13 exons. Gene Ontology annotation, cellular component: cytoplasm. The record is from RefSeq and is a predicted model, not a curated record. Gene Ontology annotation, biological process: negative regulation of coagulation. Gene Ontology annotation, molecular function: calcium ion binding; calcium-dependent phospholipid binding.